AUUUUACCCCUCCGUCCGUCUCUCACACUGUCUCUCUCCACCCUCUCGCUCUCCGACAAGGCGACGACGGGUAGGCCACCGCCGCCGGCGCCGUCCCACUACGACAACUGCUGAGGCCUUCAUCGCUUUCUUCGCCGGCGACGAGCACCCACCAACUAAGGUCAUGGAAGAGAUGAUAGAUCUAACGGGGGAUGGAGGUGUUCUUAAGACAGUAGUGCGGAAAGCAAAAGAUGAUGCUAUAGCGCCAUCCGAGAGCCUGCCCUUGGUUGAUGUUCAUUACGAAGGUACACUUGCUGAGACUGGUGAAGUUUUCGAUACCACCCAUGAAGAUAACUCUAUUUUCUCAUUUGAAAUUGGACAAGGCGCUGUCAUCAAAGCAUGGGAUAUAGCCUUAAGAACUAUGAAGGUUGGCGAGGUUGCAAAAAUUACAUGCAAAUCAGAAUAUGCAUAUGGAGCUGCAGGCUCACCACCAGAGAUACCUCCUAAUGCAACCCUUAUUUUUGAGGUGGAGCUAGUAGCUUGCAGGCCGAGGAAAGGUUCAAGCUUAGGUAGUGUAUCUGAUGAGAAAGCCAGACUUGAAGAACUUAAGAAGCAACGGGAGCUAGCUGCUGCUACCAAAGAAGAGGAGAAAAAGAAGAGGGAGGAAGCGAAGGCCGCGGCAGCAGCCCGGGUGCAAGCAAAGCUUGAUGCCAAGAAGGGGAAGGGGAAGGGAAAGGGAAAAUAGAUCGUGACGUUGCUGCUGACUAUUGUUGUAACCAAGAAAAUAAUUGUGGGAGCGUCCUCAAACUGCUCCGUCACUUGCUGGUUACUGUGCUUGAUGUUGUAGCGUGGACUAAUGUAUCGAAAAGACCUAAGUAUAAAUAAUGUCUGGUAUCUACGUAGA
Messenger RNA from Zea mays, 883 nucleotides. RefSeq lists its product as uncharacterized. The record is from RefSeq and is marked validated. Gene Ontology annotation, biological process: protein peptidyl-prolyl isomerization. NCBI's taxonomy places the organism in Eukaryota, Viridiplantae, Streptophyta, Magnoliopsida, Poales, Poaceae. Gene Ontology annotation, molecular function: peptidyl-prolyl cis-trans isomerase activity. Gene Ontology annotation, cellular component: cytoplasm.